Molecule: messenger RNA, 7295 nt
Organism: Eublepharis macularius
Lineage: Eukaryota; Metazoa; Chordata; Lepidosauria; Squamata; Eublepharidae
Gene: STK32A
Product: serine/threonine kinase 32A
Exons: 13
Coding region: 249-1439 (396 amino acids)
Biological process (GO): G protein-coupled receptor signaling pathway; protein phosphorylation; regulation of signal transduction
Molecular function (GO): ATP binding; G protein-coupled receptor binding; G protein-coupled receptor kinase activity
Source: RefSeq, a predicted model, not a curated record
CGGGAGCCUGCAAAAAGGAACCUUGACAUGCAAACGCACACCAAGUGCCAAGCUUGAUCGGCGCUCUCGCCUCUGCUGGUUUCUGUCGCUCUGCAGCUGCAGGUUGUUGAGGCUAUUGUUUUGUGUCUCGGUUGCUGCUUUCUACCCUUCCUAAGACAAGGGUCUACAGUCACAGGAUAACGCUGUCCUUAGCACUUUGUAUUACAGAAUGAUGUAAGUGCAGAAGAAGGUUUCCAGCCAACACAAAUAUGGGCGCAAAUACUUCCAGCAAGUCACCAGCAUUUGAUGAGAAUGAAGAAGUCACCUUUGACCAUUUCGAAAUUUUGAGAGCCAUUGGAAAAGGCAGCUUUGGAAAGGUAUGCAUUGUCCAGAAGAAUGACACCAAGAAAAUGUAUGCAAUGAAAUACAUGAACAAACAGAAAUGUGUUGAGCGGAAUGAAGUGAGGAAUGUCUUUAAAGAGCUGCAGAUCAUGCAGGGUCUGGAACACCCUUUCCUUGUUAAUUUAUGGUACUCAUUCCAGGACGAGGAAGACAUGUUUAUGGUGGUAGAUCUGCUUCUUGGAGGUGACCUGCGUUACCACUUACAGCAAAAUGUCCGCUUCCAAGAGGAUGCUGUGAAACUGUUCAUUUGUGAACUGGCCUUAGCCCUGGACUACCUCCAGAGCAGAAACAUUAUUCACAGGGACAUCAAGCCUGAUAACAUCUUACUGGAUGAAUACGGCCAUGUGCACAUCACAGAUUUCAAUAUUGCCACAGUGCUAAACAAGGAUAUGCAGGUCACCACCAUUGCUGGCACAAAGCCAUAUAUGGCACCAGAGAUGUUCAGUUCCACAAAACCUAUUGGCUACUCCUAUGCUGUUGACUGGUGGUCACUGGGUGUUACAGCCUAUGAACUUCUUAGAGGCCGGAGGCCAUAUCAUAUCCGCUCCAGCACUGCUGCAACAGAAAUUGCCCAUGUAUUCAAGACAGCCACAGUAAUGUAUCCUGCUGCUUGGUCAAAGGAUAUGGUGUCAUUAAUCCAGAAGUUAAUGGAGGUAAAUCCAGAUGAACGGCUUUCUCAACUGACUGAUAUCCAGGAUUUUUCUUAUUUGGCUGAUAUCAACUGGGAUGCCGUUUUACAAAAGAGAAUAAUGCCUGGAUUCAUUCCUACUAAAGGCAAGUUGAACUGUGACCCAACCUUUGAACUUGAAGAAAUGAUCCUGGAGUCCAAGCCACUUCAUAAGAAAAAAAAACGCUUAGCCAAGAAGGAAAAGGAAAGCAGUAAGGAUGAUUCCAUGGAGGCUUACCAGCUUCAGAAAAACCUGGAGAUACUCCAAAGGGACUUCAUCAUUUUCAACAGAGAAAAGAUGAGGAAACAACAUAAUGAAAUGCAAGAGAACCUGACACUGGCACAAACCAAAGAUGACCAGGAAGAAGAUGACCAAAAUAAUAAUCUGUGAAAUCAAUUGAGCUUCAGAUCUGAUUAUACUGUUGAAGAUCCAGGUUACUCUGGUGAUACUGUUGAAAAUCCGUUUGCACCGUAGGUACUUCAUGGAGCUCAACACAUAAAAUCAGGAACUGUUAUGUCAAGGUAGAUACCUUGCUCUGGAGCCAAACCUGAAGCUGAGUGUCUCCUUCUGCCGUAAGGAGUUAAGCUCUAGUAUCUUGCCUUCAUAAAUAAGGCACAGAUUCUCAUUUUAUGCCUUUUCUAUUUUUUUUAAAUGUGAGCAUAGACAGCAAAUAAUGUUUUCUUACGCAAAGGAAGCAAAAUGGUGGAAGGUCAAUUUCACAUUUCCUUUAUGUAGCAUUUUUUUUGGCAGGAUUUUGGGGUAUUGAUACCAGAUUCAGUCAACUGCUUGUAGGAAAACAUAAGGGUUUGCUUGUUGAGUGGCUGCAUAUUUUAACAAAUGUUUCAGAAAGAAGAGCUAGAACCACAAAUGCACGAAUGCAGUCCAGUGGAUUCCAGAGGCAAUAUCAAAUGUUGAUAGUAACAGCUGCUCUUUCCUACAGGUUAUAUUCAGUGCACCACCUAAAAAUAUAUAAAGAGAAAUGCUCUUUUGAUAUAGGCUCUUUCAGAUAUUGGCAAUAUAUGUGUUAACUAGCAAUCAAAGAUUAACCCAGUGCAACUUCAUGCAGAGGAUGUGAAUAUGGCCUUGUAGCUGCUAUGUGUGUCAGAAAGCAAAUCAGUGAUCAAGGUAUAACAAAUUCCAGAGGGUAGCUGAGCCUUAUUAUUCUGCUGUAGCAAAGAACAUUAGAGGCUUAGGGCACGUUGAACUCAAAUAGAUUUAUUGUGACUUAAGUUAUAUAAUAAGUAACUUUUAUGGUCUACCACAAAGACUUGUUUGUAGAUAGAACACACCAGCAAGUUCAGUAGACUACUUCAGCCAUUAUAUCGGGCAGGAGGGAUGAUUUUAAAUAUUUUUAAUAAAGGCAACUACUAGGGAAAAACAGAGGCUGUCUGCUAAAGCUCCAUGUCUUAUGCUUGGUUACCAUUAGGUUAAUUGUAUAUUUUUCACAUUGUUAAGUGCAAUAUGAAGCUUUGUAGCGUUAGGUUGCUAUUUGAGCUGAUAUAAAUUCAGGUCUACUAGGAGCUGCCAAAAGUCUGAGGUGUGAGCGUAUCAGGCAUUAGGUAAGCCUCCCACUAUUAAGACUACUACUUUAAGAGAAAUAAAUAUAGUAUGUAGCCAGAAAACACUGAUAAUUCAUUAGGAGUGAGUAAAAAUACUGAAGUGGAAACAAAGCCAGAAUCUCAAAAUGGAUUCUUUUCAAGACGUUUGGAAUUCUAAUUAAAAUGGAGUAAAGAAUUGUUCAUGUCUAGGACCGACCUAUGUAAAAUGGUAACAAAUGGCCUUUCAAAUGGCCUUUCAAAUGGUAACAAAGUAUGUCCUUUAUAGCGUAAUGAACUUUCUCAGAAACUAGCAGGCAUCAUUUUAAAGUUUCACAGACUUCAAUAGGAGAGUUAAGCACCUCCCAUUUAAAUUAAUAGGAGUGUUUAACUCUGCUUUGAUAGAAAUUAAAAGAUGUUGGGCACCAUUUAGAAGUAGGAGAUGGUCAUUUGAAUAACCUAGCAAGCAAUCCAGACUUCUCUAUAGGCUCACUGCAAACUUUUUACUGCCAUUUUAUUAAUCUCAGGCUUCUCUUGUAUUUGCUCCAGGAGUAUGUAAUUCAUCUAUAUGCACUAAUAAGUAGCUGGAGUGGAGAAACAGGUUGAUAAACACCCAACACCCCCUAAAAACAAACUAGGCUACUUGAAAUUAAAGUAGAAUAGCUGUCUUGGGUGCUAAAGUAAAAUGAUAUUCUCUAAAUCUCAUUGGUUACAUCACACACCAGUCUUAUAUACACAGAACAUAAUUGUCAGUUCUGAAAAAAAACAUUCUGUCACUGUUUUAAAAACUCCUAAGUUCUGGUUCAGGCUCCCAUCUGCUUUACCCUUGAGAGCAACAAUGAGGCCAAAGGAUAGUUGUCCUCUUGAGAGAAUUAUUCCAAAAACAGACAAGAUUUGUAUAGUUUCCCCCACAUUAGCUAAAGUUGUUUGGGGAAUGUAAUUACAACUUUAACAGUGCCGUCAACAGCUGAUGGAAUCAUUAAAUUCAGAGAUGCUGCUGCUUUGUAGAGAUCCUUUUAUCUGAAUCUCUGCUGUAGCCUUUUGAACAGAGAUGUCAUUAGAAUUCAUCAUAGGACAGUAUCAUCCUGUCCAAAAGAUGGUCUUCUUUCAGUCCUGGCUCAGUAAGUAUAAUAGAUAACAACUGUCUGAACUGAUUCUCAAGUACUACUGUACUUUGUCUAUCCCAAACUGCAGGGAAACCUAGUUGACAGUACCAGCUUUAGCUGUUCUCUCUUGAUGCAGAGCAAGAUAGAACAAGCUGAAUGUAUUGUUUCUUAUCUGGCAGUUGCCCAGUCAUCUGUGGAAACUGAAGAGAUAGCAGUGGUUUACAAAUAUUAUAAUGAAGUAAAUGAAUUGUUCCUUGCUGCUCUGUAGUAUCAAGAAAAAUACCUACAUCCUUCAAGACAGUUUUUACCCCACUUAUCAGAUACUACCUUGUAAGAUUUAGCUCUGUGUAAAGCUAGCAGUUUCAAUCCAGUUUCAUUAGUGUGAUGUGUGAACAGGAUAGAUUUUUUUCCAGCAGAUAUUGCAACUUACGAUGUACAUUCCUGCUCUGGGAACCCAGUUAAUUGGAAACGAGAAAAAGGGUUUUACAAAAUGGACACGGGACAGGAAAAGAUUUGUCAGUGUUUGCUUUUUUCAAAAGGCUGCAUGAGAGCUACCCUGUUUUGAGUAGUAGCAUCAACUGUUUCACCUCUACUGGUUGGAAGUUCCUGUGACAUCACCAGCAAUUUCUAGUAGGUGCCCAUGAGAUGCAAUUAAACCCCACGAAGCACUUGCUAUUAUCACAGGCCUGUCACUUGUAGCCUAAAAUUGGUAGUUUACGGCAACAUCACACUAUAGCCUGAAUUUUGGAAAAUGAGUUUUCUAUCAGUUGGUGCCAGGGGGAGGGGUACCCAGAUGUUCCACAACAGGAACAGUGCAUUUAAUGUACAAUUAAGUUGAGUAUAAAAGCCUCAUGUCUAAUUUGGAUCCCAAAGUGAUUUGCAUCAUGUUGAAGUAAGGCUCCAUGGCCCAAUUUUCAUAUUCAGAGUGAUAGAAACAGACAAGUCUGUGGAUUUAAAAGGUCAUAAACUAUUAGCUGUUUUGAUACUGCUACUCUGAGAUGUUAGAAAUUAUAAGGAUUACAGGAUUUAUUACUUUUGUGUAAUAAUCUCCCCCCCCCAUAUUCUGACCAGUGAAGGGGCAUUCAACACACAUCGGAGUAUAGUUUGAGGAAUAAGAGCACCUGUGCAGUGGUGACAAAGCUGUUCAUGGAAACCAGCUGUCUGCCCAGCAGAAGCUAAAAUUGUCUGAGUCUCCAAAUGCAGCAAAAAUGAGAUCAAAGAGCUUGGCUGCUACAUUCUUCUUUCUUGAACCAAAAUGGAGGACAAAGAAUAGAACAUAAAAGCAUGAACACUAAUGAACAACUUAAGUGGUUAAUAAUUUUAUUCAGUUUAGUUAAAAUACAUAAAAUACGUUUUUUACUCUUCUAUUUCCUAAAUAGUCUAUUAAACUUUCUAUGAGACUUGCUGCGUGCACACAUUGUCUUUUUUCAUUUUUUAAAAAAAAAUACAAAUUCGAUGUCUUAGUUUCUUAAAUGAGUAAUAUGGUUUCAGUUGGUGCCAUCCAAGCUACAUCGUCAUGCCUGUUUGCUUGGUAAAGUCAGCUUGUCUGCCCUAUUUGUCACUGUCAUGGACAGAGGGGAAAUUUCUGCAAGGUUAAAGAGUUUAGAAGGGCUUUUAUAUGACCAGCAAUCACUCUUCUGAAAGGGAAAAUCAGGUAUGGGUAGCAUAGUGGGCCCAGAACCUCCUGGUGGUAGCUGUGCCUAGUUGGUUUAAGGAAGAUGCAUUAGCCACUCUGGCAGCCUGUAUUGCUGAUUGUCCCCUGCUGCAUUCCUGCCAGCAUCAGCCCGUGAACUCUGCAUCCAGUAUGGGCCACAGUCACUGCCCAGGGAAGCUGUUAAUUUUAGGUGCUGCACAGCAUCAGACUAUGGAGAAGUAACAACAGUAGCAGUAGUUGCUGUAAUAACCAAAAGGAACACAUUUUUUAAAACCGCCUAUACAUAAAAUAGAGAAGGAAAGAAAGAUGUUGUAAAGUGUUUUGGGUUCCCAUUGGGGAGAAAAGCAGGAUAUCAGUAUCUAAAUAAAUAAAUAUAUGACACAUCCAUUUGUUUCAAUGAGGAAAGUGCAAGAGAACUUCCCACUGGAAUGUUUGCAGUGCACCAAAGAGAUAUUUUGUUAUAGAGGAGGCUGAACUGAGAAGGCUUUCACAGUACUGUACUGCCUAGCCUCUGUUUCCUAAUAAUAUUGCUAGAAAUUAAGAUUAGAUUUUUAUAUAUGUAAAAUUAAUCCACUUUAAUUUUGCACAACAGGAAAGUACCUCAGACAGAAGUAAAAUGUUCUCACAACCCUCUCCCUAUUCUCAAACACUCAAAGUGAUUUGGAUAGUAAAAAAGUCAGAGCUGUGAUUCAGCUCACUGAUGCUUAAGGUUCCAUACAGCUUACAGAUAAAACAGCAUUUUAGGGACAACAGAAACCUGCUGCCGCCAUUUUUCAUCCCUAAUAAAAGCAAGAGAAACUGAUUCUUGGCAAGUGGAGAUUGACUGAGACAUGCACAAGUCUGCCAGCCAUUAACACUAGUAACUAGGUAAUGCCAAAAGCAAUCCAAUACAUAGUAGAUUAACAAAGUUUUAAUGAGUACACUAUGCACAACUGUAUGCAAAAUAACAUGCAGGAACAUCAGACAAUCUGCAAUGGCUGUUUCACACACACACAGCUUUACUCCUCACUGCUACAGUUGCUACAUUCGUGAUAAAUUACACAUAAAUUGGUCUUAUUACUGAUACUAUAAUCUCUGAGACUGCUAAAGAGAAAUUCAAAUAGUUUUUUUCUGAGUUGUACUUUAUGUAAAUGUAACCUGAAAUGUAACUGUAGUGUAGACACAGCUGCAAAGUUAUUACCCCAGUAGAAAAUUAGUAUCUUUAGUGCUUGUCACUAAAUGGGCUCAUUCUGAGGACAGCUACAUCAGCCUCUUAAUGCAGCCAAAAUCUGUAGUUUAUUGUAGGUUCUGCCUCCAGCCCCUGCCCUUUGGCCUCCCUCUCUUUUGGUUCCAAGAACUGGUUGCCCUUUUAGCCUCAUUAAAUAUUCUUCUAUAAACCUUUAAACCAGUCUUUGCCCCAGUUUUGUAUAUGAGCUACAUCAUAGCUAUUCAUCAAUGAUUUUCAUUUCCAAAUUAAUCAUGGAAGUAGUAACAUUUAAUUUUGCCUUUUACUGAGGCAAAACCUGAAUCUGGUUUCCCAUAUAACCUUAGUUUUAUGAAAAACAAGUGGUGUGGAAAUUUCCUCACCCUGCCCCACUUCAUUGGCUGUUACUUGUGAGGACAGAGAAACUUGAAAAUCAGUAUACAGCAUAUUCUGCACUGCUAAAUAUUACAGGGAAGAGAAGUCUUAGGGUUGCAGCUGAUAGUAUGUCACCUAGGCCUUGCCACUAGCAUUAUAUAUAGUUCUAGCUAGAAUGAUGCAAAAAAUGACCAGCAAUCUCAAAGCCCCAGAUAUCCUUCAAAGAAUCAGACUUAAGAUGCGUGAAUUUGGACUAUCAUGAUCAUUACCUGUAUUUCAUCAAAACAAUUGAUUUACCUUCUCUAAGAGCUUGUCUCUCCUAUAUACCAAGUGCUGGUAUAAAGAUACUGUAUGUGAAGAACAGGAAUAAAGAAGCAAUCUAUUUAAAAAUUA